AUGAAUGUCAAAGCUGUUGUUCUCGAGUUUCUUCUGCAUACCAACAGUUUUCUUUUUACACCUGUAAUGUCUACAAACAAGGUGCCAGUACUCUGUAGAUUUGGGGGUGAUUUCGUUCAGGAAUCCAGCCAGGUUUAUUACGUUGGAGGUAUGAACCGCAUUAUUCAUGUCGAUCAAGCAAUCAAUUACGUCAAUCUUCUAUCCAUAGUGCGAGGGAUUUGCCAGUUGACCGACAUCAGCAUUAAGUAUAAAUAUCCUGAUCUAGAUUUAGAUUCAAUUGUGUCGAUUCAGAAUGACAGCGAUGUAUCUAAUAUGAUAGCAGCAUUUUCUCAAAGCAGCAAUCCUAUUCAGCUCUUCGUUUUUUGUGCCCAACAACGUUCAAUCUCCACUGCAAAUCCCAGUAAUUUGACGCAGAUUGCCAGUGAUGGAAAUGAUCAAGCAAUGUUGCGGGGCAUAUAUGAAAGUAAUGAACCCCUUGCAUCUUGCUCACAUGAUACCAAAGCCAAUAACGAUGAUGUUCCAAGUGCAUCAAAUGACUUGAUGGAUGAUAAAAAAAAAGCUAGUUCCUUUAAUGAAAUGCUGAAAAUGACACCAGUUUUAAAAGAAGGCCAAGAAUUUGAAGAUGUAAAUGCUUUCCACAAGGCUUUAAGGGAAUAUGCUAUACGUUCAAAUUUCGAGUACAAGCGAACCAAGUCGGGCCAUGGCAGUUUUCAGGCAAAAUGUACUACAGACGAUUGCUUAUGGCGCAUACAUGCACGUCAGCUUCCUCAAAAACCUACAUUCAAGAUAAAAUCCUUGAAGGAAAACCAUACUUGUAAUGCUGUGAAUGAGUCAACAUCAAAUACAAGAACGCAUCGACAUGCUAGUAGUAAAUGGAUUGCUGGUUUGGUCAAGGAUCGAAUCCAGAAAAAAUUGACUUGUACACCCAAAGAUAUUGUUGACGAGAUUCGUCGAGAAUACGGGAUCAAAGUAACUUAUGAUAAAGCUUGGAGGGGUAAAGAGUUGGCAUUAAAAGAGAUUAGGAUGACAAUCUAG
Molecule: messenger RNA, 1035 nt
Organism: Magnolia sinica
Lineage: Eukaryota; Viridiplantae; Streptophyta; Magnoliopsida; Magnoliales; Magnoliaceae
Exons: 2
Coding region: 1-1035 (344 amino acids)
Molecular function (GO): protein binding
Source: RefSeq, a predicted model, not a curated record